Molecule: messenger RNA, 1509 nt
Organism: Sclerotinia borealis F-4128
Lineage: Eukaryota; Fungi; Ascomycota; Leotiomycetes; Helotiales; Sclerotiniaceae
Source: the annotation of a GenBank genome assembly
AUGAUCCGCCAGGACCCUAACAGAUUUUCCAAGAGACAAAAGCCAGAUUAUAGAAAAACACAAUUUGCAGAGAAACCCGCCUAUAAAGAUCUCAGUUACCCGCACCGUUUAAAUUUCUACUCGAUACCCCCUACAGCCGACAUAACUUUGGAACAGUUUGAACAAUGGGCGAUUGAUCGUCUGCGAGUUCUCGCAGAGCUCGAAGCAUGUUCUUUCAGAAACAGAUCCCCCGCCGAGACGGCAGUCCAUAUGAAACCUCUCCUCGAUAAAUAUCUACCUCUUUCUGCUUCUUCUUCCGGCUCGAGUACACUGCAGGCCGAAAGACAGAAAGAUCAUUAUAGUCAUUUCAUCCUGCGGCUUGCAUUUGCAUCUACAGAAGAUUUGCGAAGACGGUUUUCUCGGGUUGAGUCUAUGUUAUUCCGUUUGCGGUUUCAGGCGGACGAUUUGAGAGAACGGCAAGCAUUUGUGGAAGGUUUGAAUCUUGAUUGGGAGACAGUGAGCGAAGAUGAGAAGAGAGACUAUUGGGAACAACUGAAGGGGGCCGCGGGUAGAGAUAAGAUGCGCAUCGAAGAAGAGAGUUGGUUCAAAGUAGACUGGGAGAGGGUACCGGAAUUAGUAGAGGGCCGAAGGAUAUUCCUGAGAGGCGGAAAAGCAUACGUACAUUCCAGGGAACAACUUUCAAUGGUCGUUGCGGAAUUUGCAAGUAGGCUGGAUAAAGCUCUUGAGAUUACAUCUCGCGCACUCCCUCGGCUCGAUGAAGACGAUCGACUAACCCCAAUCUUAACCCAUCUUUCUCAAAACUUCACCACGCCUGACGCGACCUAUUCUAGUUCGGCUACUGCGGUAGAUGGGGCAGACAUAUCCGCCCGUAACAUCGAUGCACUCUCCUCUUCAUUCCCUCUUUGCAUGCAAAACCUCCACAAGUCUCUCCGCCGCGACGCCCAUCUCAAACAUUACGGCCGUCUCCAAUACACUCUAUUUCUUAAGGGCAUCGGCCUCAACCUCGAAGAAUGUCUUGUCUUCUGGCGAUCGUCUUUUAGCAAGAUUACAGACGAUGUAUUCAAUAAAGAAUACAGGUAUAAUGUUCGUCACUCAUAUGGUGAUGUAGGAGGAGAUUCGAAUCGCAGAGGAAAUGGUUACUCUCCGUUUAGUUGUCAGAAAAUCUUGACGGAACAUCCGCCAGGACCAGGAGAAUCGCAUGGCUGUCCUUAUAGAUAUUUUAGUAUUGACAACCUAACAUCGUUAUUGCGUGCCGUGGGGGUGAAUGAUCAGGAGGUCUUGAGGGGGGUAAAAGAGGAUAAGGAGAAGCAAAAGUUCCAUCUUGCUUGUAAUCGCGUCUUUGAAUAUGCACAUAAACAAGAGAUCAAGAAAGUCAAAGAUGAUGGUACAUGGGGUGCAGCACAAUUAGAGACCCUUGUCCACCCUAACGAGUACUUCAAACGAAGUUACCUACUCAAAAAUCUGGGAAAGAAUCCUACAGCAGAGGAAGAUGCCAAAAUGGACGGUUGA